This is a messenger RNA of Dimorphilus gyrociliatus, 606 nucleotides long. Lineage: Eukaryota; Metazoa; Annelida; Polychaeta; Dinophilidae. The record is from the annotation of a GenBank genome assembly.
AAUAGGCUGCAUAACAACGGGAUAAACAAUCUUAGAUCUGUUCGUUUUAUAUAGUUAAAUAGAAAAUUAUAUGUUGAUAACGGCAUUAUGGGAGCAGAAGAUGGAGGUAAUGGUGAUAAAUAUGUUCCUCAUAAUUGGAAAAAACUAAGUCCACAAGAAAUAAAGAAAUUGCAUCCAACUUUAAGAAGUCGCUAUUUAGCUUACGAAGAACCAUCAAAGAGGGUUACUGACCUUCAAAGUUCCAUUAAAAAGCGUUUGUAUGAACAAAAACAAAGGGAAGAAAAGCAAAAGUAUAUACCUCCGGAAGAGAUAGAUGAAAAUGAGAAGCAUGAAAAACUAUAUGGACAAUUGAAAGCUGCCGAAGCUAGAAAUAGACUACGAUUAAUGAGAUUAAGAUUUCAAGCUAAUAGAUCGGAAGAAUCUAAUCAUUUGAUAGGGUGCCAACAAACAGCACGAAAGGCCGUUAGAUUAGAAGCUUUUCUUACUCCUUAUAUUCCUCAUAAACAAUCAAGAGGAAAUCUUAAAAAUCCUCUAAGCAAAAUAGAUAAAGCCAGACUUGAGGGGUUGAUGGAUGAUCCGGACGGGAGAAUGAUUAAAAGAACAUAA